AAGGCUUGUGGAUACUAUUGCUAUGCUUCCUAAUUGGAUAAUCUAUUAUAUGGAUUUGGAUUAACUGAUGAAAUAACAGAUCCUUUGAAAAAUCGGAAAAUUGUCAAAACAGAGGACUGAAUAACAUUGCCACUACCAGAUAUAACAUAAAAUGCUAUACAUGACAACAUAAUACUUGAUAAAUGUAAGUUGAGUCGAAAGUUCAAUUAAUAUGGAGUCAUCAGGAGACAUUGGAAUAACAAGUAACAUCACAACACCACCUUCAUUACAAUACGGUUCAAUCGCCUUGGCAACAAUGAUAUCUGUCAUAGCAACAGUGGGGAAUGGUCUGAUAAUUCUAGUUAUUGUAAAGACAAGGAGUCUGCACACCCCUACGCACUACCUUAUAGGGACAUUAUCCCUGGCGGAUCUUCUUACAGGGUCUAUAGGAAAUCCUUUGCAUUUAUAUGCCAGUUUUGGACCCGAUGACUAUAAAUGGUGUGCAUUGUCCUAUACUGUGUUAAGUGUGUUUCUAAUGCUAUCAACAUUGACCGUGACCUGCAUAGCAGUAGAAAGGUACAUUGCGAUAAUGCACCCAUUUUUCUACAUUGAGUGGAUGACGAUUAAGAAAAUGUGUAUCACGAUUGCAUCGUUAUGUGUGUUUUCUGUGUUGGUUUUAGCCUACCUUCCUGUGUACUAUGGCGCCAUGGUCGAACACCCUGAUAGGUGCAUCUUCACCCUUGUGAUUCCUAGCACACUUGGGGUGCCGAUAUUCACCAUCGUUACACUCUUGUGUAUUAUAACUGCAAGUAUUUAUCUGAAAAUUCUACAAAUAGCUCGAGCCCAAGCGAAGAAGAUGCUCACAAUGGAAACAGGGUCAAAUGUAAGCUCGACAAAAUCCAUGAAAAAGGAAACAAAAACGACAAUAUUUUUAUGCUUUAUUGUGUUUUACUUUAUCUGUUCAUGGUCUUUGAAUAUCUGUAUCACACUGCUUGACUAUGCAAACAUUACGGCAAAGUUGUUUUGGUGGUAUGUGGCCAUGUUCCUAUCCAUUAGUAAUUCAGCUAUAAAUCCAGUGCUAUAUGGGCUAGGCUACCAAGAAUACAGGCGAGCAAUCAAGAGAUUAAUGCAUAACAGUUUAGGAAAUAAGACAAACGUUAUUGAUAUCUCCAUUACACAGACAGAUACAUAGCAGUAGAAUUCCAGGGUAGAAUCAUUUUAUUUGAAGCUCUUGUGGCUCCCCUUCACGAUAUACACAGACACCACCCACAUUGGAGUUAUUGAUCUUAUGACAAAAGACUGUUUCAUAAUAAAAAAUUGUAAUAUAAGCUUCGUGCUAAUGGAUGUUCCGAUACUCUUUCAUUAAAACUACUUUACAUUUAAAACAACACAUUGUACUUCGUGACAAUGCAUAGCGAAUGAUUGGAUUGCAAAUACAUCAAUUCCUUUAUUGUCAUAUUUUGUGAUUGUAUAAGUAAUAGGAUAAUGAGAGAAACAUUUCAUUGUGUUUGAAAAUUAAUACAAUUGUUAUGA
Messenger RNA from Owenia fusiformis, 1512 nucleotides. Lineage: Eukaryota; Metazoa; Annelida; Polychaeta; Sabellida; Oweniidae. The record is from the annotation of a GenBank genome assembly.